UCUUAAUCAGCGCCAUCUAUUUAGAGAGGGAAAUUUGAAGUUGAAGAAUUUUGUUGUGUUUAUAUUAUUGUUUUGGCUUUGAUAUGUCGAAUAAUUUAAUGAGUGAUUAUUAUAUGCAUUUAUUGCAGUAUCGACUUGAAAGUUUCAAAGUAUGGCCUUUUGAUGACGAUUGGAAAUGUACACCACAAAGGUUAGCAGAAGCUGGUUUUUACCAUUGUCCAACUGACCAAGAACCAGACGCUGUUUGUUGCUUUUUGUGCUUUAAGGAAUUAGAUGGUUGGGAACCAACAGAUGAUCCAUGGGAAGAACAUGUAAAGCACUCUCCUAAUUGUCCAUUUUUAAAGAUCAACAAGCCUAUAGAAGAACUUACUGUAGAACAGUUUAUAAAGCUUGAAAUAAAACGUCAAAAAAAUAAAAUGCAAAAGAUUUUAGACUCCAGAAGGAAAGAAUUUGAACAUCAUGGACAUGCUGUUCGAGAGGAAAUGCAGAGACUAGUGUAGAGAUUGUGUUGGGUUUUUUUUUAAAGCAAGUUCUAUUUAAUUUUAUGACACUGAUACAUGUACAUAUAUUUCUCAUUUUUUUCCACGAUCUUUUUCAUGUCUAUCCCACUAUAAAUCAAGACAUACAUGUACAUUCUAUUUACUUAUAUGAUGCAUGUACAUAGAUUUCUUAUUUUUUUAAUGAUCUAUUUCAUGUCUAUCACACUUAUAAAUAAAUUAUUU
Patella vulgata (common limpet) is the source of this 722-nucleotide messenger RNA. RefSeq names its product baculoviral IAP repeat-containing protein 5. The record is from RefSeq and is a predicted model, not a curated record. The transcript has 4 exons. Lineage: Eukaryota; Metazoa; Mollusca; Gastropoda; Patellidae. Bases 84 to 500 code for a protein of 138 amino acids.